AUGGAAUCCUUCCGGCCAGUCGUAUUCACUGGGACGGAAACGUUGCACCAACCCGAAGGCGGCGACCCUCCACCAAAGUUCGUCAGGCUCACAGAGGAACAGCGUCAGCGCGUCAGGACACUGCGAAAAGAUGCCUACAUGACGUUUGCCGAAAUAUAUGACAUCACCGGCUUUUCGCAAAAACAGAUCCGACGCGCAAUCAAUGGCCCCAGUGGACCACCGCGUAGGAUGGGCAGGCCGCCCAAGACCCCGGAGCAAAGGGCGGCCGACAAGGCCGCGAGGGAGGCUGCCAAAGCUGCUGAGUUGGGCAGGUUGUCCGAGGAAUCGUCGGGGGAUCAGUCGCGGGCCGGAGGUCAAGAUGGUGCAACUCCUCAGCAAAGCCCACCGCCGCCAACGGUAGCGUCAGGUGCUCGCUCGGCCACUCCGGAUUUGGCAGCUGUGGCCCGACAUGUUCGGGAUUCUGUUUCCACCCAGAGGUCAACCGCUGAUCCGGAGCCUAUGGACCCACCAGCCGCAGAUAAACAAAAAGAGCAAGGAAGGUUGAAUAAUCCGAUGGAGAUUGAUGAUGAUGAAGAGAGUCCUGAAGAGAGUCCGCCACCACAAACUCCCACCGCUGCCCCGAUUCUCACAGAACCUUCUCAUACCCUCACACCGGCAAUACCAACGCAGGCGUCAAUACUUGUCCCGCCGCAUCCUGUCUCCACCAUCACGACCGCCUCUCAUCCAUCCCCCACGCAGUCAACGUAUUCAACGCAAUCCCAGGGCCCAGUAUCUGUUCCGCCGUCUCCCGUACAUACAACCAACGACCCAGCCAUUGUAACUCCAGCGGCUGUUCCAGGUCCAGCUAUGCCAGGUUAUAUCGCGAAUGGGCCUGCAGGAGGGUUUGCAUUUCCGUUUCCUCAGGCACAGCAACAUCCGCCGCCGCCACCACCGCAGCGGAAAAGGCUCUUCAUCGUUUGGUGUGAAAUGGCCCGCUCCUUUGGACGGCACAAGCCUCCCACCGCCAUGAUUGGCGUGUAUUCUACAAGGAACUUUGCAAAUGAGCACGGUUGUCGCGUCAUUCGACAGUAUUGUCUCAAUGGCAAGUGCAAGGUCCCUCAGCCCAAGUGGUGGGUGGAGGAGAGGGACCUGCUGGAAGAGGGCGACCCGGGGCUAUAUUAG
This is a messenger RNA of Pyricularia oryzae 70-15, 1161 nucleotides long. RefSeq lists its product as uncharacterized. Bases 1 to 1161 code for a protein of 386 amino acids. Lineage: Eukaryota; Fungi; Ascomycota; Sordariomycetes; Magnaporthales; Pyriculariaceae. The transcript has a single exon. The record is from RefSeq and is a predicted model, not a curated record.